Molecule: messenger RNA, 3206 nt
Organism: Morone saxatilis (striped sea-bass)
Lineage: Eukaryota; Metazoa; Chordata; Actinopteri; Moronidae
Gene: cab39
Product: calcium binding protein 39
Exons: 9
Coding region: 170-1195 (341 amino acids)
Biological process (GO): intracellular signal transduction
Molecular function (GO): protein serine/threonine kinase activator activity
Source: RefSeq, a predicted model, not a curated record
AGUAACGUUACGAAGAAGGGGAGGCGACGAACAACGAAAACAAAGCACUUUUUGUUCGAGGACCACCUGAAUUGCCUUGUGCUGUUGUGACAUAUCGGGGGAAACAAGUGAAAACACCGUUUACAAGGUGGACAGUCCGCUCCCUGGUUGCUCGUGGUAACUCUCCGCCAUGCCUUUCCCCUUUGGCAAGUCCCACAAGUCGCCGGCGGACAUCGUCAAGAACCUUAAGGACAGCAUGACAGUGCUUGAGAAGCAUGACAUUUCUGACAAAAAGGCUGAGAAGGCCACAGAGGAAGUGUCAAAAAGCCUGGUGGCCAUGAAGGAGAUCCUGUAUGGGACAAAUGAGAAAGAGCCCCAAACAGAAGCCGUGGCCCAGCUAGCCCAGGAGCUCUACAACAGUGGCUUGCUCAGCACCUUGAUAGCGGACCUGCAGCUCAUCGACUUUGAGGGUAAGAAAGAUGUGGCUCAGAUCUUCAACAACAUCCUGAGGCGUCAGAUUGGCACUCGGACACCCACAGUGGAGUACCUCUGCACCCAGCAGAAUAUCCUCUUCAUGUUGCUUAAAGGGUAUGAGUCUCCAGAGAUUGCCCUAAACUGCGGUAUCAUGCUGAGGGAGUGCAUCAGACAUGAACCACUGGCCAAAAUCACACUGUGGUCCGAGCAGUUUUAUGACUUCUUCAGAUAUGUGGAGAUGUCCACGUUCGACAUUGCCUCAGACGCAUUUGCCACUUUCAAAGACCUCCUCACAAGACACAAGCUACUGAGUGCAGAGUUUCUGGAGCAACAUUAUGACAGAUUCUUUAGUGAAUAUGAGAAGUUACUCCACUCAGAAAACUACGUGACUAAAAGGCAGUCCCUCAAGUUGCUGGGGGAGUUGCUUCUUGACCGGCACAAUUUCACCAUAAUGACAAAAUACAUCAGCAAGCCAGAGAAUCUCAAACUAAUGAUGAACCUGCUACGGGACAAGAGCCGCAACAUUCAGUUUGAGGCUUUCCAUGUUUUUAAGGUGUUUGUGGCCAACCCCAACAAGACGCAGCCCAUCCUGGACAUCCUGCUGAAGAACCAGACCAAACUCAUUGAGUUUCUCAGCAAGUUUCAGAACGACAGAACAGAGGACGAACAGUUCAAUGAUGAAAAGACUUACCUGGUCAAACAGAUCAGGGACCUCAAGAGGCCUGCCCCCCAGGAGGCCUGAGGAAGGGUGCAGAGGUGGGGGGAGGAGCCACCAGGACCAUGUCUGGACCCCAUCCAGACACCGUCUGCUUAACGGACCCAUCAGCAGCUGCUGUUCUGGUUUCUGAACAAAAAUUGAGGAAACAACUGAAAAAGCAACGUACCCAAUAUCAACUCAUCAGGAAGUCGCCAGCUCCUCUGCUCCUCAGUGAACAUUUGAUUCUUUUUGUUUUUCUUUUUCAGUCUUUUUCCUUAAAAAGAAAUAAGAGAAAAUAAUAGAUGCUGCUGCUUUCUUGCACAUUGAGACAUGUAAGGUAUAUUAUAACGACACAACAGUCCAUCAAACAUAGAGACAGAAAAUGUCCGUGCAUUCAAAGUAAGGCAGACUUCCUGAUACACACACACCAAGAAACAAAAGUAGACACGUUUACACGCAUAUAUGUAUUACAUUAAAAACCUGCAUACACACAUACAGCAAGAAUAUCAGCUAAAACCUUGUGAUGGAAAUGGUACGAGCAAGUUGAACAUUGGUGUGUUUGUUGCAUGCCUUGAAAAGUGAGAGAUCCAUGGCUGUACCCAGCAUCGGCUCUGUGAUGGCCUGCCCAGUCUGGCUCCCAUGUUCAGUGCCACAGACUCGGAUAUGCAUGUGCAUCACAGCAACCGCUACAGUUCAUAUCUAUGCCUUCAUCCAAUAAAGCAACAGUGGUUCCAUUUUAGCGAUUCGUAGGGACAAGCUCUCAGAUGCCAUCACACAGAACCAUUUACCUCCUGUGUGCUUUGUUACGACACAGCACUUGAAGCACACAAGGAAAGGAGGGAGGGAUGUAAGGUAUGAAUUUAGUGAAGCCCAAGAGUCGGGUCUCUUUAUUGUUUUCUGGGACAGGGUGAACAUGUACAUAUGCCUUUUUUUGCUUUGUAGAUUUUUGUUUAACCUUGACAUAUGAAUAUAUAUUAUAUAUAUAUAUAUUACCUUAAACAUCGCGUUUUUGGUUAAUUGUAAUCAAAUUACUUUCUAAACUAUAAAAGAAACAACAAACAAGUUAAGUGACAUUGUUUUUGCAUUUUAUUUUACUGCUGAAAUGGUUGCUGGUGGGUUUCUUUGUACAUAACUUAAAGGGCCAGCUCACGUUUAGCUAACCUAUAGGAUAUUAACAAUUUGUACAGCAGAGGAAUGUCAUGGUAUUAGCUCUGGAUCUGUUAAUCCUCUUUUUAUUCUCCAUCUACAUUUUGAGUAUCUCUCAGACUGCUGAAAACGUGCAGUGGAGGACGGGAGGAAGGGGAUUUGGAGAGCAUUAACUGAAACAUUAAAGCCUGUGUGUUUGUGCACUUUGUGAGGUGCUGAGUGAUCAACAUCACCUAACUGGAGUCGAGGAUAGCAGGGAUUUUCCCCCUCCUCAAUUUCAUUAACUUUUUCCCCCUCAUUCUCACCACUCUUCUUGUGGCAAGUGGUUGCUGUGUGGCCUCAUAGUGAGUGUGCUCAUCAGGACAUCAGCACUUCAUUCUUGCUUUUCUCACCUUCCCCUCAUUCUUGAGCCUUUCUUUUCAGAGGGUUUAUAAUUCCAGUACAAUUAUGAGUGUAAAGCAUUGUGGGUAGCAGAGUACUUUGGGAAUGUGGGAUUGUCCUCAUGGUGCUGAGUAAAACUGAUGAAACCACAGACUUGUUCAUUUAAAGUGAUUGAGACGUGCAUAUACAUUCAAACAGGCAAAUAAGAAACCAUCUCAGUGCAGACAACAGCACUGCUCAGAUAGUCCACAGUUCCUUCAUACGCAUUGGACAUGCAUGUUCCUCCACUGGCUGUGCAUGAUGCUGUACUAAAGAUGUUGUACUGGAAUUGUUUCUUUUUAAAGUAUUUAACAACAUUGAAAUGUCAAAUUGAACUCUUGGCUUUACGGCUGUAUGCUGACUUUGACUCCAGUUUCAGCAUAGAGCGUGUGGGUGCUUUCAGAAGUGUCAAAGGCCCGGGCCCUACAAUUGAAAUAAAGAAAAAAAAAAAAAACAUUUGGAAUAAAAUAAAGCUGUGUCAUUCUUAACA